Entrophospora candida is the source of this 471-nucleotide messenger RNA. The record is from the annotation of a GenBank genome assembly. NCBI's taxonomy places the organism in Eukaryota, Fungi, Glomeromycota, Glomeromycetes, Entrophosporales, Entrophosporaceae.
AUGGAUGAAGACAACAAUAACAAUAACAAUAAUUAUGUUAAUAUUGAUCUUAAUUGUCUCGUCUUACGUGAACAUGCAUUUAUGAACGGACCAUUUUAUUUUUUCAGAAUUCACGUUUCUAAUAGAGAUGAUGUUAACGCAAUAAUAACUCAAGUUCAGGCUAAUUUACCAAAUGGAUUAACUAAUGUUCCUUAUCGGCUUCGUAGAUUGAAUCCUACCACCGGGGACUACCUCAUAAAUAUGAAUCAAGAUAGUAGGAUCUAUGACCAUUUCAGCGCGAAUCCUGAUCAAAAUGUUAUUCACCAGGUCAUAUUGACUGAUUUUAACUAUGAAUUACAAUUACUUUUAGCAAAACCUUUAUAUAUGCAAUUUAAAAAUCUGGUUGAGUAUAUACACAUCAUAGAAGGUGAAAAUAUAGUUAUAAUCAAUAGAAGUACUCAGGAUGUGAAAGCGAUAUUUGAUUAUGCAGAG